Molecule: messenger RNA, 3946 nt
Organism: Mugil cephalus (flathead mullet)
Lineage: Eukaryota; Metazoa; Chordata; Actinopteri; Mugiliformes; Mugilidae
Gene: znf839
Product: zinc finger protein 839
Exons: 10
Coding region: 12-3311 (1099 amino acids)
Source: RefSeq, a predicted model, not a curated record
UCGCAGCCAAAAUGGCGGACACCGCUGCGACCAGAACAAUAACAGAGCCAGAGCCACCGGGGGCCGCGGAGAAGCCCCCCGGCUCCCUGGGCUCCCAGCCCGGGGACAGCUCACCUCCACCCCCCGCUGAUGGAAGCACCCAGCCCGGGGACAGCUCACCUCCACCCCCCGCUGAUGGAAGCACCCAGCCCGGUGACAGCUCACCUCCGCCCCCCGCUGAUGGAAGCACCCAGCCCGGGGACAGCUCACCUCCACCCCCCGCUGAUGGAAGCACCCAGCCCGGGGACAGCUCACCUCCACCCCCCGCUGAUGGAAGCACCCAGCCCGGGGACAAGGUCCCGACCGCCGCCGCCGAUCAGAGCAUCCAGGCCGGGUCCGGUCCAGGUGGCGGUCCGCCCGGUCAGAUUGAAGCGGCCGCGGGGUCCGGGGGUGCUCAGGUGGCCGACUUGUUCCAGAGCUGCCAGGAGGACCAGAGCAUCCUGCUGGGCUCAGAGUUCACCGACCUGGCCAACACCACCAUCAUCUACGUGCAGCCUGACGGCAGCCUGGUGGAGGGGUCCGGGCUGACGGCCGAGGAGCAGCAGCUUCUUCUGGACCAGCUCACCAAGCAGCACAUAGUCCAGGUCUCUGAGUCCGAGGCCGCUCAGCUGCUCCAGCAGAACCAGGUACGAACCCUGCCGGUCCACAACACCGCUCUGGACCCGAGUCAGCUGCAGCAGGUCAUCAACCAGGUCACCAAGUCCCAGCAGCAGGUGCAGGUCCAGCAGAAGCCGGCCCAGGUACUCCAGCAGCAGGUCCAGGUCACCAAGACCCAGCAGGUCCAGCUCCCUCAGCAGCAGGUUCAGGUCCAGCUCCAGGUCCCCCAGCAGCAGGUCCACGUCCAGCAGAAGCCGGUCCAAGUCCAGGUCCAAGCCCCUCAACACAACUUAAAGAACAGCGCCUCGCAGCAGCUGAAGAACGUGGCCCUGCAGACCAGCAGCUCGGUCCAGUUGGUCCAGAAGAAGUCGGAGCCGGUCCGGAUCCAGAUCCAGGUUCCUACCAAGCAGGAAGUGAAGCCGAGCCUCACCCCCCAGGUGAAGGCUGUCAGUCAUCCGCAGGUGAAGCUGUCAGCCAAUGGCAGCGUGAGCAGCGCUCAGAUCAUCCACCUCCAGCCUGUGGUUGGUCAGCAGGGUCAGCAGUACUUCUUGCAGCAGAACCCGGGGGACCCCCCCAUCCAGCUGCUGCUGCAGAGCCCCGCCCCUGUUGUCGGCUCUCUGCUCCCAUUGGUCCAUAAGCUGACAGGUCAGACGCCGUCCAUGGUCCCGGUCUCUGGUUCCGGUCCGAAGCCUGUGACGUCCCCCAUCAGAGCCCACACGACCUCGGCCGCCAAGAGCCCCUCCCCCUCAGUCGUAAAGACUCUGCCCACUAUAGCUAAGCCUGUUAGCAUCCCGCUAACGAGGACGCCCGCUAACGGUACCGUGACUGCUGCCGGUAAAAGUCCAGUUCAACCUGCAGUCGCCCCCACGGCCCCGGCACCCAGCGCCCCGCCCUCCCGACCCGCCGCCAUGAUCGCCCCCCCCAUGGCCCCGCCUCCAGCUGCAAAGGCCAGAGAAAAAGAGAAGGAGAAGAGGGCGAAGAAGAGAGAGAAGAAGGCGCCGAAGGUCCAGACCAGAUCAGGCCGGGUGUCCAGACCCCCAAAGUACAAAGCCAAAGACUACAAGUUCAUCAAGACCGAGGACCUGGCCGACAGCCACCAGUCCGACUCCGACGACUACUCCGACAUGAGCGUGGAGGAGGAGGAGGGUGAGGGAGGGAGGAAGGACAGUGGCAGCUCCCCCUCACUCACCUACAGCCACAAGUCCCGGUCCCACCGCUGCCAGACCUGUGACAAGGCCUACAUCGGCCCGGGGGGCCUCAACCGCCACUACAAGCUGAACCCCUCCCACGGGGAGCCGGACGCCACCACACCCAGCGACAGGCCACGCCCCCUACGAGACAACAGCCAGGCAGAGGGGACGACGGUGGGAGGCGCCAAGAACGAGGAGGAGAAGAAGGACAAACCUGCUGCCAUGGCAACCAACAGGGUAGAGGGGGGUCCAGCAGCAGCUGUGGGACUGAGGGGUCUCCAUCACCGGGGCCCCGGCCGUCCCCGAGGACGUGGCAGAGGGAGGGGGCGUGGCCGGGGACGGGGUCGUCCACUGGGACCGCCUCCUAAGUUCUCUCAGGUGACCGUGGGUCUUGGGAGUAGGCGUGGUCGUCGCGGUCGUCCUCCGAAGUUCAGCGUGUCUGCACCGACCACGGAGCAGCAGGCUGAGAGGAGACGGGAGCGUUUACAGGAGCUGGUGGAGCAGUGUGAGGACGAGGAGCUGAUGGACGUCGUCCUUCCUCGUUUGACCAAAGUGAUGAGCCUAUGGGAGCUGCUACUGGCCAAGGUGGAGCGGGGAGGUCCGCCCCAGACCCGGUUCCCAGACGUCUACCGUGAGUUUGAGUCUCUGCAGGCUCAGGUGAGACAGGCGGCCCAGGACUACAUCAGCAGCCCUCAGGGGGGGGGGACACCUCUGGAGGUCAGGAACAUCGAGGUGGCCCGGUCUCUGGGGAUCCUGGAUGAGGUCAACAGGAUGAAGGUUCUUCCUGGAGCGUCUCCCAGCUCCAGCCUGACCAAUAAAAACGUCCGAUACAUGGAGAACUCGAAGAUGCUGCCGCCGUCAAAGAGGUUUAAGAUGGAGAACAGUGUUCCAGUUCAUCAGAACGGCCUCGAGACGCCUCCAGGUACUGGUCCAGGUACUGGUCCAGGUGGACCCUCUGUCAGCUCUUCUCUGAAGUCCUGCUCCGGGUCUAAACCUCAGACCACCUCUGACUCCGCCCCCAGCUCCUCGGCCGAGACCACCUCCACCCAGGGUCCAGGUCCGGCCACGCCUAUGGAGGUGAGUCCAGGUGAGCCCCAGGAACCAGAACCAGAGCCUCAGCGUCCCAUCUCAAUCAGCGCCGACCCGGUCCAGGCGACGGAGCCGGACAAGUCGAGUCCAGAGGGCGUGUCCACCACACCUGAGACCAGCUCGGCCCAGACUCUGGCCCCCCCCACGCUCCAGCAGAAGGACUCGUCUGAGCCAGAGUCCAGCGCCGCCAAGGAGCUGCAGGAGGGCCAGGAGAUCUACAUCCAGACCGAGGGGCUCACGGUGGAGCUGGCAGAACCCGGGUCGGACGGGAUCGUCAUCGUCAACGGACCGGACGGAACCACCAUGCACAUCCAGACCCCAGAGGGUGUCCCCCUAGAGGCGGUCCAGGCUCUGCUGGGCAUCGAGGCGUCUGAUGGAGCCAAGGCUCCUCAGUAACCCAGACCCCUAUGGAACCAUGAGAACCAGAACCACAUCACAGACACUCAGACUUUAAGGUGGUUGAUUAAGAUGGUACCUGUAGCUCCACAAAAACCAGAACCAGAGGCACCGCCCCCCGCAGGUCCAACUGGACUCACCAGCACCGCCUGCAGGGGGCGCUGGCGGUGACGGUCCUGGUGUUUCUGAUUAGUUUGGUUUGUUAGGUGGUUCUGACGGGUUCUUCUCCUGCAGCCGAUCCAGAAGAACUGACUCCAGGACUCACAGAGAACCUGAGGACGGGACGGUUCCUCCUGGACCUGAUUAGACGCACAUUAAACUGGUCUGGUCGGAUGUGCUGUGGUGACCUCUCGUUAGGGGGCGUGUCCAUUUAAGGGCUGGAUGUUAAGGGGGCGUGUCCAUUUAAAGGUGUUGAAAGUUAAGGGGGCGUGUCCAUUUAAAGGUGUUGAAAGUUAAGGGGGCGUGUCCAUUUAAAGGUGUUGAAUGUUUAUAUGUAGAUAAAUGUAAACAAAGUUUAAAGAAGUUUCACUAUUUUAUUACUUUUUAUAAAAACAGUUUGGAGGAAACUUUCUCUGUUGAUGUUGAACCAAUGAACGUGUUCCUGUUCCUCCAAUAAAACAUGAAGAUGAAGAUGA